Molecule: messenger RNA, 3239 nt
Organism: Camellia sinensis
Lineage: Eukaryota; Viridiplantae; Streptophyta; Magnoliopsida; Ericales; Theaceae
Source: RefSeq, a predicted model, not a curated record
UUAAUGGACUCUGGCUCAAUGCUUAUCCUGGACUCUCAAAUAGAUAGAGAUAAACUCCCUAAGAGCUUUAUCUUUAUCGAGACUAAGGUCCUUCCCCAUUCUAGGACUCUUAUAACUUAUCCGUUUAUCCCAGACUCCAGCAUCCCCACAGAUAACCUCAGCCUAGCCGAGAUCAUCUCAGCGUCAUGACCAAGACACGUGGCACCUCGGUUGGCACUUCGAUGCCACCUUGGCCACGUGUUGUCAUUAAAAAAAAUGUCCCCACAACUGCAUAGAGUGUGGACUUAGGUUCUCUCUUUACAUCCUUUUCCGAGAAGUCCUUCACUGCUAUAAACUCAACCCAAUGCAAUUAGCCAUUAACUCUUACAGAGUCAUCAACGGUAUUAUUGCCUUAGCUAGCCGAGAAAAUGUUAGGGUAACUCUAGCCGACAUCCAGUAUUGCUACACCAUGUGUGGCCUUAAGUUAGAAAAUGGCUACAUUUAUUACCUUAAGCUGAGGUCGAUGGAAUACAAACUCAUCGCCGACCUCCCUGAUUCCAACAAGGGUGCCGGAGACGAUUAUUUCAUCAUCUCGGGCAACUGGGAGCUCCCCCCAGAUAAUGACUUUCACCUCUAUCCCCUAAGCCGAACAGUUUUCAGAGAGGGAGAUGUUCUUCCUCAACCACCCAAGGACUUCCGUAAGUCCUUCUAUCCCAGCAAGGAUUUCAAGAAGUUGUUGGGUUUGCCAGUUGACCAGCGGAAAGCACCUCUGUUGCUCAACUACAUCCCAACCUACAAGUCCAUACUUCACGACGUCCCAAGAAAAAGCAAGUCUCCUUCUUCAGUAACAACUCCUCAAGCUGAAUCAUCAAGGCCUGACAAAUGAUCAACAUCUAGUCCUGUGGAGCAAUCAUCAACCUUUGCUUCACAACUGAUCCCACCUUCUCAACGCCAACGCUGACGUCAAGCUCCAUUGUUCGCACCGACAGGCAGGACUCGAAGCCGAAGAUGCGGAAGUGCCAAGGUGUCCUCAUACGAUCUAGCCAACCCCCCAACUGCACUUCCAGCGAUCCAUUUCGGCACUAAGGUCACCGUUGCCGUAGCCGCCGACGAGAUGGGUCAUAAAAAGGCUGUAGCAGACGACCUUCUAGCCGACAUUCCCAGCAUCAUCACCGUGCAAUCUUCACCAUCGCAAUCUCAGCCAAAGCCAAAGCCAAAAAGGCUGAAAAAAACCCAAGCAAAGGCAACGGUAACUCAGAUCGAUUCUGAGGAUACCUUGCCGAUCUCAAAGAUGACCGAGGCGGAAAAAAGUGCCUCUGCCGCUGAAAAGAGGCCUGCAGAGGCUGCUCCUUCUGAAUCCACCAGGUCAAAGAAGCCGAGGUCAGAGUCUGCCACAACCUCUGGGUCUCUGAAAUCAUAUGCCCCCUGGGCCCCUCCAAUCACCAUUGAGGACAAGCCAGUCAGAGUCGGCAACAGCGUGACUGACAUCAAAGUCGGCGUUGCCCUCUCUACUGCCUUGCUCCUUCCAAAAGACCUCAAACGUAACGCCGAGGUCAGUGAAAAUGAAAACUUCGCUCUAAUGUUGCAGCACUCCAUAAAAGUAAGCCCCUAACAUUUGGUACUUUUCAUUCUCUGUUUUUCCAUACUUAGAGUUUUAUUAACUUUUGUUCUGUCCAUUUCUUCUAGGCGAUCCAGCACGCCCACUCCUUCGCGAUGUAGGCUUUCGACAUUAAGGAGUUUAGUCAACAAGACCAAGGAGGCUGCUGGCUUGCUGAAGACCGUUAAUAAGGCUGAGGCCAAGAUGAAAACUUUGAUAUAUCAGGCCAAUGCAGCUAGGAAAGCUUAAGACGAGGCCGAGGAGAGGGCAUGCGCUACUGAGGCCAUUGCUAAGGUCCUUGAAGCUGAGAAGAAAGAGGCCGAAGCAAAGACCGCCGAAGCCCAAGCCGAGCUCAUCGCUACCUUGGCCACAAAGGACGCCGAGAUCAAAGCGGGGGACGAGAAAGCAUACGCCGAGGGGACAGCCGACGUCCGCGAGGACUAUAAAAAACAAGUCAGAGAGGCAUGCAACAAGGGCUUCACCCUUAGUUGGAUGGUCGCUUUGAAAGAGUUGGCUAUCCCUAAGGACUCUCCUCUAAGAGACAUAGACCGACUUGUGGUGCCAUUCCCACCCACUUCAAGCCAGUCUAAGGCAAAGGCUGUAGAAGAAGAAGAAGAGGAAGAAUGAGAGAAAACUGAAUAUGAAGAGGCUGAGGUGGUCGUUGCUAAAAAUCCUGCUCAAACCAAGUCCCUAACUCUGAAUGAGCAAGUAGACUUGACUCAGGAUGAUGAGGACAAGGUCUCAAAAGGUGCCUCCCUCCAGAAGACAACAUCCGAGGUGCCAAUCGUCGAGAGGAGCAUUAAUCAGACUCUACGAGAGAUCGACACCGAGCUCGAGGCUGAGAAGACUGCCGAAGAGAUUUUCCAGUUGUCUUCUGGGGCCGAGACGCAUCCCGCCAUCGACGCCGAGUAGUCUUGCUAUUGACUUUUUCUUUGUACUUAGUAAUUUCCUGAACAAUGUUUUCAGUUUCCAUAUUUGGCCGACGUGCCACUUUUGUAAUCUGAACAAGUAGUCUCUUUGUAGGCCAAAGUGCCUUUUUUCUUCUCUUAAUGCAAGCACAACUUCUUCUUUCAAGUGUUUAUUGUUUGUAAGCUCUACUGCUUCCAUACUUAGAAUAAUUUGUUUGUCUUCAAAGUACACCUUAACUUUGCAAUCUCCUCGGGGUGAAAUACCUCGGUUAUACCCACUAACGGUUUAUCUCGGCCUUGGCUUAACACUUGAAAAUAUUAUAAAAAAUAUUUUCAAAAGUGUUAUUUACACAUUGCCACUUCACUCUUACUUAUCAAGACUUUUGUCUUCCAUUACCUUCCAAGUCUUGGCAACAUGGUAAUCUCGGCAACAUGGUAAUCUCGGCAAGUACGUAGAUACUUCUUUUAACAUAACCUUGGCUUAACUUCAACUUGUAAAUUUUUCUUAAAAUUUCAACAAGUGUUAAACCAAUUUUCUCUUGUAAAUUCCAACUGCCAAGUAUUAUUCUCCAACUCUCUGCCCGCUAAUGUGAACUUAAGUUUCACUUAUGUUCACAUUAAGUAUGUAAGUAUGAUCUUGUCGCCGAGAUCAAAUUCAAACAGAGACUGGCCGAGGUUAUCAAACUCAAUCUCUGUUAAUCUAACUGAUAUGUAUUUAGUGUCAUUCAAAGUUUUCAUUCUGUCGACACAGCAAA